AUGUCGACACCUUCCAAUAGUAAUAACACCACCACUACCAACAACAACAACAACAACAACGACAGCAACAACUCGUGCCUCCCCGUGAUGGUCCAGCUGGAAAACGCAGCAAAGAAACUCACGCUCUACGCACGGGCAAUCCGCGACCAGCUCACACGACUGAAAGAAGAAGUGGUGCUUGAGAAACAGGCCGUUCUGACGUCCGAAGACGACGUGAGCGAGUCGUCGGCGCGGCUGCAGGAGAUCGAGGAGCUCAUGAACAAGCUGCAGCGCGACAUCGGGGCGUUACGCCGGUCGCCGUUGUCUCAGGAGAAUGAGAAUGGGAGUUUAGCUGCACGGGAGCAAGAGCUCGACGAGCUCAAAGAGGAGCGCUGCGAAGAACUGGAGCUCCUCGCUCAUAUUCAGAAGAUGCUGCAAAGACAUCAGGAUACACACUCUACUAUGAAGCGAAUGAUUGCGUCGCUUACGAAAGAAAGUCAUCGCGUGCGUCAACGGGAGGAGAUCAUUGUCUUGGUGGCGUUGCGGAGUCGCUUUGUCAAGGUCUUUGGCUCGAAAAUCUAG
This is a messenger RNA of Peronospora matthiolae, 561 nucleotides long. NCBI's taxonomy places the organism in Eukaryota, Oomycota, Peronosporomycetes, Peronosporales, Peronosporaceae. The record is from the annotation of a GenBank genome assembly.